GCCGGUACACUCCCAGUGUUACACUCGUGACGACUUCCUCAGGAAGCAAAACACUUUUGCCGAUCCUGAAAAUGAGCUUAUUUUUACCAAAAUUGGUCUGCAAAAAAGAUAUAGACGACGUGAUCAAGACAGUAGCAGAAAAGGUGGUAGUUUUGAGAUUUGGGAGGGAUGAAGACUCAGUUUGUCUCCAGCUCGACGAAAUUCUGUCAAAAACGGCACAUGACCUGAGUAACAUGGCCUCUAUCUACAUAGUCGAUGUGGAGAAAGCCCCCGUUUACACCAGAUAUUUUGAUAUCAGCUACAUCCCAUCAACUGUGUUCUUUUUCAAUGGACAGCACAUGAAAGUCGACUAUGGCUCACCAGAUCACACCAAGUUUGUUGGCAGCUUCAAAACCAAACAGGAUUUCAUGGAUCUUAUUGAGGUCAUAUACAGAGGAGCCAUGCGGGGGAAAAUGAUUGUCCAGAGUCCCAUCGACCCAAAAAAUAUUCCCAAAUAUGACCUCUUGUACCAUGGGAUUUGAAAUCAACAGCUACUCUGUGUAAGACCUUUCAACCACCGUUAUGUUUUCGCUCUUAGCUAAAAGGUGCUGGUGGUAAUUGUUAUAGCUUGAGCGAGACCUAUGUAUUGAUUCUUUUUUUGAAAUAGGAAACAAGGAAACUUAUAUUUUAGAAGUGCCAUCAAUCAAACUGAUGCGGCGGGAUGUCUGAAACUUUAUACUGCACUAUAUAUGCAUGUUUUGAUCAUAUUCAGUGUUGUGAUGUUUCCUAUGGAAAACAGUGAGGUUUUGUGUGAAACUUGUAUUAAUACAAAUGUUAUCAUUUUACAAUAAAGUUUCUUUCCUGUCAAAAAGUC
Hippocampus comes (tiger tail seahorse) is the source of this 853-nucleotide messenger RNA. RefSeq names its product thioredoxin-like 4B (gene txnl4b). The record is from RefSeq and is a predicted model, not a curated record. Bases 72 to 521 code for a protein of 149 amino acids. The transcript is spliced from 3 exons. Gene Ontology annotation, biological process: mRNA splicing, via spliceosome. Gene Ontology annotation, cellular component: U5 snRNP; spliceosomal complex; U4/U6 x U5 tri-snRNP complex. Lineage: Eukaryota; Metazoa; Chordata; Actinopteri; Syngnathiformes; Syngnathidae.